UUUUCCAAACAUCCGAAUGGUUUGGGGAAAGACUUCACAUUCCACUUGAGAGGCACUAUGGAAUCAGACAGAGGGUCAGAAGAUCUGGAUUUGAGUUCAGACUUAGCUAUUAACUAGCUGUGUGGCCUGGGGAAUUCUCAGGCUUUCUCAGGAUCCUUAUCUGAAGAGUGGGCACAAUAGCACUCCUUUCUACAGGUGUUGUAUGAAGCAUGGUACUCCCUCCAGUUUGUCAGCAUAGGAUAAGGCUCCUCUUGGGAGGAAUGAGGAUGAAAGACAGACACUGGGCAAACUCCAGGCUCUGUUUUUGCAGAGUCUGCCCACAGGUAGUCUUCCAUUAUCUCUAUCCUCCCCAGCUUCCACUCCUGCACAGAUGUUAGUUGCUGUUGCUGAGCUGAUUGGGUUUAAAGUCUUUUCCUUAUCUUUUCCUCUGACAGACAGGAGCUAGCUAUGUGACAGCAGUGUGCCUAUGCAGACGGAGGGAGCAGCGACCAGAGGUCAGGUGUCCUCACCAUGGCCUACACUCUGUCCCUGGCCAAACUCAAGGAAUGGCUCCGGAUCCACAACCUCCUGGUCCGGCAGUGCCUGGCAGAGUUUCUAGGUGUGUUUGUGCUCAUGCUCUUCACCCAGGGGUCUGUGGCCCAGGCAGUAACCAGUGGAGAAACUAGAGGCAACUUCUUCACCAUGUUUCUGGCUGGCGCUCUGGGCGUUAUACUAGCCAUCUACAUUGGUGGUAAUGUCUCAGGGGGCCACCUGAAUCCAGCCUUCUCCCUGGCCAUGUGUCUUUUGGGAUGCUUCCCCUGGGCCAAGUUUCCCAUUUACUCCUUGGUGCAGUUGGUGUCUGCUUUCUGUGCCUCUGCAGCCACCUAUGCACUCUAUUACGAUGCCCUACAGAACUAUACAGGUGGGAACCUGACAGUGACUGGUCCCAAGGAGACAGCCUUCAUCUUUACCACCUAUCCUGCCCCUUAUCUAUCCUUGAGCAAUGGCAUCCUGGAUCAGGUUCUGGGCACCUGGUUGCUGAUGGUGGGGAUCUCAGCUAUCCUGGACACACAGAACAAGGGAGUGCCUGCAGGUCUGGAGCCUGUGGUAGUGGGGUUGCUGAUCCUGGCCAUUGGGCUAUCCAUGGGUGUCAACUGUGGGUACCCGAUGAACCCUGCCCGGGACCUGGGCCCACGGCUCUUCACCUAUUUGGCCGGCUGGGGUCCUGAAGUCUUCAGCGCUGGUAAUGGUUGGUGGUGGGUGCCUGUGGUGUGUCCUCUGGUGGGGGCCGCUCUUGGCACAGCCACAUAUCAGCUGCUGGUGGCUCUGCACCAUACUGAGGACUCAGAAACAGCUCAGGAAGUAAACUGUGCCCAACCUGAAGUCUCAGCCUGAGAAAGUCCUGCUGCAACUCAGAUGUGGAUGAGUUUUCAGAUCCCAGGACUUCCAGGAACGUGGUUCCUCAAAGUAGCCGCAAGAGGUUCUCCUAACCUCAGCGCCGUCCGCCUUGAUGCUCACUGGGGCACCUCGCCUAGAUUCAGCCACCCCCAGACAGUAGUUAGGAGUGGGCGAACAGCCUCCACCAAGGGGGCGUGGUGGUACGGGGAGAAGGAACACAGCCGCCAGUGGAACACAGCCAUUCAAGCGCCUAGAGUCUGGGGGAGCUAG
This is a messenger RNA of Phacochoerus africanus (Common warthog), 1647 nucleotides long. RefSeq names its product aquaporin 10 (gene AQP10). Lineage: Eukaryota; Metazoa; Chordata; Mammalia; Artiodactyla; Suidae. The transcript is spliced from 8 exons. The record is from RefSeq and is a predicted model, not a curated record. Gene Ontology annotation, molecular function: glycerol channel activity; water channel activity; urea transmembrane transporter activity. Gene Ontology annotation, cellular component: basolateral plasma membrane; plasma membrane. Gene Ontology annotation, biological process: glycerol transmembrane transport; water transport.